Messenger RNA from Dicrocoelium dendriticum, 2096 nucleotides. The record is from the annotation of a GenBank genome assembly. Lineage: Eukaryota; Metazoa; Platyhelminthes; Trematoda; Plagiorchiida; Dicrocoeliidae.
CUUUCUUAACCCUUAGCUAACACAAUUUCAAACAAGCCUUGGCAACGAAACGGCUGCUUAAGCUGCCACAAAUUUGCAGCUCAGCUCGUCUGUUUUUAAAUAUGGUAGCUCAGGACCGCCUCGCGUUUCUUCCAUCAAGUGAAGUGAGUUGACUACUCUUUGAAGGCACCUAGGCAACCGUAAUUUAAGUCGAGGUCGGGCAGCGGGUCUAAACUCAGUGUUUCUUUCGGUCUCACGUUACUCACUAUGCUUCCUUUGGAACUGGUGGCAUGUGCACGAUAACCCUGCUCAAAGCUAACAUAUUGAAUCACUUUUUGCAAUAUGUUAACGGACAGUCUUGUUGUACAUAUUAUGCAUUGGUCCCCCGACAGCGCGUAUGGCGCUGAAUUCGGUACAAAACCUUGCUAGGUGAUGCCGCGAAAAAGACCGGCCGUCAACCGGUCUGGCGCUUGCGCAUUUUGUCACAGCGACGAUAACCAUCCUCUACUGGGUAAUUUAUUAGAAAAAGGACCCCUAAAGUUCCAUGCAAAUUGUAUCUUUGCUGCUAGUGGUCUCUCUCAAGAUAAAGAUGAAGGUUACACGGAUGAAAAUUACAUACACGGUUUUCAUAUCGAAUCAAUUCAAAGAGAAUUACGUCGCGCAAGAGUCCUUAAUUGUUCUUACUGCCGAUUUUCUGGUGCGAGCGUCGGAUGUGUUGUUGGUUCAUGCCCUUGCUCGUUUCAUCUUCCAUGCAUAACCAAAGCCAAUGGUAUCACUAUAUUCAAGGACCCAUUUCCGUCCUAUUGUAGACGGCACGUUCCCAAACAAAAUCUCGAUGCAUGGUUGAAACAGCCCUCGGAAGCUCCGUCCUGCUGCAUCUGUUUGUUCUCCAUAGUCCCCGAGGAAUUGCACCUUGAUAACAAACCGAAACUCAAACGCAGUCCAACGUUAAGGCCAGCUACAACUCCUAUCGCUGUUCGGCAACUUCCUAGACGAUCCUGCGUGGCCAUGACCACUCCAAAACGUAUUCGAGUUUCAGUAACCUGCGAAGUGCGGAGUUUAUCAGUAUCCAACAGUUCAUCUUGGGAAGUGUCCGAUCCAGUGUCUGAAGAACAAGUCUGCGAGUCUCCCCAACCAUCGCCUGACACUGUCUUCUCAUUGGCACCCUCAUUGAUUCACCUGCCGGAUUGGUUAAAGAGCUUUCUGUCUACUUUGCCUACUUCGCGCCAACUUUCAGUCUAUCAAUCAUGGCUCCACGACACAGUACAUGGCGCUUGCUGUCCCAAAGCUUGGAUGCACAGGGAUUGUAUCAACGGCUACGCAGUCUCCGCUGCCCUGCAUUACUUAAAGUGUCCCUAUUGUGCAGAUAGACAAAUAUUCAUCCCUUCUGUUUUAGACGCUGGUGUGUGGGUUCCAGAUCGGGAUGCCGCCUGGGAGCUUGAGCCGGGCGCCUUUGCCGAAUUGGGAGUUAGUGAUACAACUAGUGACAGUGAUUCUCCAAGGAUAUCAGAAUCCAACGAAACAAGUUCCCUUUCUGCAACACACACCGUGGUCCCAGAAGGCGAUUCCACUCCACAACAAAUGAGAUCAAUGAGACGUUCUGCAAGGCGAGUAGCGACGAUUUCUGUGGCUACCGAUUCCCCUCCAAGCACACCCACUCCAAAUCCCAAGCCCAUUCUCACACUCGUGUGGAACAAUCGCCAGUUUGAAACACGUGGUCGAUCUAGUGCGACUCAACCUCGGCACAGACAACGCCGAUUCACGCAGAUGACCGUGAAAAAGACAUCGCCGGACACAGUUCAACGGCGGAUUAACGUAUCGCGCAGACGACUAUCCCUUUUCCCGUGUAACAGUGCAUUUGAGGUACCUCUAGGCAGCCAAUUUUCGGACAAUCACAGGCUCCGACAAGCAACUUUAGGUUCCUUUUUGGCUAAUUUUCGAGUGUCCUCUCCCAGUUAAUUCAUGGUUAUCUCUACAUUUUACACUGCUUUACUGCGAUUGUACAUAGAUACCAAAGCUCUCUUUUUUGACCUCUUGCUUCAUCAUUCAGUCAGAGAGGACUUUAACGCUUUGUAUUUCAAUAGGUUUUUCAACAUACAUUGUUCUCCUGAUUGUUG